CAUGGGUUUUGAGGUUGGAUGGGGGACGAAAGAGCGCACAAAAUGCAACCGAAAAAGCGCCAACGCCGCAACGAGUUGUCAGUUCACUUUGGGAGCUCUUACAGUGCAGUCGAUCGUCUUUAAUCUCGAGCCGAACAAAUUUUAUCUGUGAAGUCGUUACGAUAUUUAAAAAAAAAAUAAACUAUAAAACAAAAACAUGAAGUGUCCAAAUUAUUAAGCUAACACAGAGAAUGCUGUUAACUAUUUAGAGCAUGUAUUAAACAUUGUAUGUAAAUUUUGUCAUCUAAAUUUGUAGUAUUUCGCAUAAAAAAAAAAAAAACAAAAAAACAGUACAAAUUGUGUGGUGCUGUGUUAUGCAGAGUCAAAUUUUUGUCAUACAUAGCUAAAUUUGUAGUUCCAUGGUGUGUGUACGACUGCUGCUGCCCCAUCCUGCUGUGCAUAUCUAUACACAAAUAUCCAACAACAUUUAGUCUUCAAAACUAAACAUGAUGAUGGACGAUGACAACUCGGAUCUGCUGGUCUGUGCCACAGAGAUGCAACAAGAGCGUUUGUACUUUGUGGUUUUUAAGAAGAACAUAAAGCCAAAGAAUACGGCAAAUACACACUAUUUUAACAUUGAUGAGGAGUUUGUGUAUGAGAAUUUUUACAACGAUUUCGGGCCACUCAAUCUAUGUAUAUUAUAUCGCUACUGCAUGAAGCUGAACACCAAACUGAGUGCCAAGAGUCACGCUAACAAGAAAAUCGUGCACUACACCUCCAUGAAUCCGGCCAAGCGUCUUAAUGCGGCCUACCUGAUUGGUUCGUAUGCAAUAAUAUACCUGAAUAAGACUCCAGAGGAGGCAUAUAAAUUACUUGUUGCCGGGGAUAUACCCGCUUAUACACGUUUCUGUGAUGCCAGCUAUGGUCCCAGUAGCUUUAAGAUUUCGCUACUCGACUGCCUCAAUGCCAUACACAAGGGCCUGCAGGCGGGCUUUGUUAAUUUCAAUGACUUUGAUGCAGAGGAGUACGAGUAUUUUGAGCGUGUCGAGAACGGCGAUUUCAAUUGGAUUGUGCCGCAAAAGUUUAUCGCGUUUUGUGGACCACAUCAAAAGUCCAAGACGCUACCCAACGGUUAUCCAUGCCAUGCGCCGGAACGCUAUUUUAGCUACUUUCGGGAUAACUAUGUGACGACGGUGAUACGAUUGAAUGCUAAAGUCUAUCAUGCCUCGUCCUUUGAAAAUGCUGGCUUCGAUCACAAGGAUUUGUUCUUUAUUGAUGGCAGCACACCAAGCGAUACCAUACUCAAGAAGUUUUUAUCUAUUUGCGAGACGACAAAGGGUGCAAUUGCGGUGCAUUGCAAGGCAGGAUUGGGGCGCACCGGAAGCCUUAUAGGUGCCUAUAUUAUGAAGCAUUACGGCUUUAGUGCGCUGGAGGCCAUUGCCUGGCUGCGUUUGUGUCGACCUGGCUCUGUGAUCGGACACCAACAGCAAUGGAUGGAGGAUAAGCAGAGCUGGCUGUGGUCUGAAGGAGAACGCAUGCGACGACGCAGCGGCUUGCCGAUGCUGCAGCACAAAUAUGGCAUCUAUAGCUUGGAUCUGAAGACCAAGCUGAGUGAUAACGAGCAGCUCCAGCAACAGCAACAACAACAGCAACAGCAGACAUCAACGAGUCCCUUUGACCAUGUAGAUUUGUUGUUAACGCGCGUUAAGGGCAUUUCACAGCGCGUGGACACAAUGCAUUUGCAUGAUCAGGACACGCUGGAUGCGACUUAUAGCGAGCAGACCGAUGAGGAGCUUUCCGAGCAGCAGCUGGAUCUGCAGGAGCAGGAGCUGCACUAUCAAUCCACGGAUGAAACCAAUUGCAAUGUCAGCGAUAAUGAUACGGAUACGGCAAGUGCUGCCGCCGAUCAACCGCUGAGUUCCACCUACACAAUCUCCACGAGACGCCGCAAGUCACCAUCGAGCGCCAAUAAGCCAACGGUUAUAGCCAACACAUUGCGCCGUCUGGUCAAUCCAGGUUCCAUUCGCAGCGCCAGCAAUGCCAUAUCCAGCUUAGAGCCAGCUGGAAGUUGCACGGAGAAGAAGCUACGCAAGCCAAGUGCCAAUGUUUUUGAGGCAGCUCGUCAUACAAUUGCUUCCUCCGUGCGCAUGAAUCAAACGGCGCUCGAGAAGAAGCAGUCGCAGACUCAGGGCGAUAAACUCAAUCAGAUCAAGGCGCUGCGGAGACAUCAUUCGCGCUCCAGCAACAGCAAUAGUGAGACGGAUACCAAUCUGGGCAUACGGCAUACCCGUGCUCGGUCUCAGCCAUUUCGGAACAACAACAAUGUGGUGCAAGUGUCGACAACACCAUUACCCAUUAAAACUGGAAGCUGUUUGCCGAGCACUGCGGCGAUAACAACAACAACAGCAGCAGCAACAUCACUUAACAUUAACAACAACAACAACAACAACAACAACAAUAAUAAUUACAAUAAUCUAAGCAACUCCUUGCAUAACUGUAACAAUAAUAGCACUAACAACAACAUCAACAACAACAACAACAAUAUGCAGACCAACAACUUGGUCAGUCGCACUCGAAGUCUGGCUAUCUACAGCAAAAGAAUGGAAUUGAAACACUUGCGCAAAGCGGAACAACAGCAACAAGAACAGCAGCCCGCUGCUGCGAUAGCCGCUGUUAUUGAUAAGCAAUUGAAACCGUAUACAACGAUCAAUGAGAGCAAAAUUCCAAUUGGAAUUGGUGCUGCUGCUGGCGGUGCCGGCAGCUCGGCAACCAUACCGCCCAUACGCAGCAGCGUCUCGCGCAGCUCACAUCAUCAUAUGACGCUUAGGGGCCGAUCGCGUAUACGCCUACAGCGACCCGGGGUGGCUGGUGGGAGCGGGGGCGGGGGUGUGGCUGGGUCGGGGGAGCAACCCUGCACGGUGGCAACGGCGCGUUAUUAUCGUGAUGUGUCUGCCAUUCCCAGCGUGUCAUCGUCGCUGGCGAAUGUUUGCAGUAGCAGUUACAAUAUUGCCACACGUUCCACAUCCGCCACGCUUGAUCUCAACUCGAAUCCGCUUCUAACUUCAAAGAUACCCAACAUGAACAACAAUCUCAAUCACAACUGCAAUUUGAGUAAUUCGCAUUCUUCUACACUUCCUACUCCUUCCCCCCUAGACACAAGCCAGCUUAGCAUGACGAUCAACAGCAGCAGCAACAACGAGGAGCAACAGAAUUUCAAUCUGGGCAGCAAAAGGAGCAAACGUUCCCUAAGCUCAACGCGCAUUGAAAAGGACAAAUGCGAUGAGUAUAACACAAAGUUGUUGCGUAAAACAAGUCUUGCAACAGCAGCAGCUAAAAGCAGCAACAACAACAACAGCAACAGCAGUAAAUACAACAGCAACAAUGGCACGCCCACAACCAGCUUAGGAGGCGGCGGCAGCUUUCGACUCUCACGACGCAUCUUUGCGGAAUCUGGCUCAUCGGCAUCGACAUCGACAUCUGCCUCCAAUUCGGGCAUACCAACACCCACAGCACCGCCCACAUUGCCGUGGCAACAACAACAGCAACAACAACAACGUCGUCUUACCACGGAACGCGAUCAGCAACAACAACAGCAUUUGAAGCUGCGCAAGAAGAUUAGCUACUAAUUGUUAUUGUUGCCUUUUAUAUUUUGUAAAACAAAACAAAAAAAAAUUAAUACAUAGUAUUUAUAUUUAUAGUAAAAAUUUACAGGCGACCCUACAAAACGAAUUGCAGGAUUGUUAAUAAUAGUGAGACACAUGUAUUUCUUUUUGGGGAGUGCUGGGAAUGAAAUCGCAAAUACUUUAGCUAAACGAUUGCCUUCAAUAACUGUGAAUUCGAUUACAUCGAUAAUCGUCAAUCCGAAUUUUAUCGCUUAUUUAACUUAACAAUUGCAUAAAACGGGGAAAAACACAAAAUAAGAUUUCAUUUCGAUUUUGUUGUUGCAAUUUUUGUUAGUGUUACAAUUAUACAAAGCAAUUAUACAAAUUAUACUAAGCAAUAAUUUGUUAGUUAUACAUUUAAGCAGUAAUUUUUUUUGUAUACUUUAUAAAGAAUGAGUAUGCGGUUUCGUUCCUUACUCCAUAUAUGCUAUAAAUCGAAUUGUACAAAGUUUACAAAAAAAAAAAAAUGUACUUUCGCUUUCGUAUUUUACAUAUGUAUGUAUUUUUAUUAAACAAAUGUUUAUUUUAAUUAAGAGAAAGUUAUAUAUAUUAUGUACAUUAAUUCAGAGGUGUACGAGGUGCAAGAGUGCAUCUUGUGUAUGUAUAUAAUAGUUUUUAAGUAUUAGUUCAAAUAUACUAAUGUUAUAUAAAAA
This is a messenger RNA of Drosophila innubila, 4294 nucleotides long. It is a transcript of the gene cdc14, whose product is annotated as dual specificity protein phosphatase CDC14C. The transcript has 8 exons. Lineage: Eukaryota; Metazoa; Arthropoda; Insecta; Diptera; Drosophilidae. Gene Ontology annotation, cellular component: centrosome; spindle pole; nucleolus. The coding region runs from base 486 to 3605 and encodes 1039 amino acids. The record is from RefSeq and is a predicted model, not a curated record. Gene Ontology annotation, molecular function: protein tyrosine/serine/threonine phosphatase activity; protein serine/threonine phosphatase activity. Gene Ontology annotation, biological process: cilium assembly; microtubule cytoskeleton organization; regulation of exit from mitosis.